AUUCCGAUAUUGAGCAACGUAUUCAGAGUGAGAAGGACAAAUUGAAGUCGUACGCAUCGAAAAUUGACCGUUUACGCAAGGAAUUGUCGAUAAUUGAACAUCUGCAAGAGAUUGCGAAAUUGAAUUUGAGCCUGUUGGAAGUGACCUUGUCCGAAACGAAUUCCGAGUGUGACCCUUCAGCAACCAAAACAGCCGCUUCAAGUGACAAAUCGAUCAAUACCUCUGUUCCGAAUCGUAAGCCAAGUGAGAAACCGAUUCAGAAAUUGCCCAACACAUCAAGUGGCCCACAAGUUCAGAGCAUGUCCGACGUUCAGUGCUUUAAUUGCUCAGAUUACGGUCAUUAUUCAGCAAAUUGUACCAAGAAUCGCCGUGUAAAAGGUUCCUGUUUCAAUUGUGGAUCAUUGCAACAUAUUCUGAAAGAUUGCCCAUCGAAAGCGAGCACCAGUGGAGCCCGUUCAGCCAACCAAUUCCGACCGUACAGAUUGACAAAGAGCACCGUUCAGCACGAUUCCGAUUCAGAGUGGAGCAACUAG
This is a messenger RNA of Sitodiplosis mosellana (orange wheat blossom midge), 533 nucleotides long. RefSeq lists its product as uncharacterized. Gene Ontology annotation, molecular function: zinc ion binding; nucleic acid binding. Lineage: Eukaryota; Metazoa; Arthropoda; Insecta; Diptera; Cecidomyiidae. The record is from RefSeq and is a predicted model, not a curated record. The annotation marks the transcript as partial. The transcript has a single exon.